GGGGCGCACGGCGAACCCCCCACAUCGGGCCGCAAAUCGGAGCCCCCCGCGCUGCCGCCCGCCGCCGGCCAUGUGGCCCCCGUGUCUCCCUACAAGCCGGGCCACUCCGUCUUCCCGCUGCCGCCUUCCAGCAUCGGUUACCACGGCUCCAUCGUGGGCGCCUACGCCGGGUACCCCUCGCAGUUCGUGCCCGGGUUGGACCCCAGCAAAGCGGGGCUGGUGGGCAGCCAGCUGCCCGGGGCGCUGGGGCUGCCGGGGAAGCCGCCCAGCUCCAGCCCGCUGACCGGGGCUUCGCCGCCCUCCUUCAUGCAGGGAUUAUGCCGGGACCCGUACUGCCUGAGCUACCACAGCGCCUCGCACCUGGGCUCCGGCAACUGCUCCAGCUGCGUGCACGACGCCGGCAGCCUGAAGAGCGGAUACCCCCUGGUGUACCCCGCGCACCCCCUGCAUUCGGUGCACACCACGCUCUCCUCCGGCGGCACCCCCAGCCUGCCCGGCCACCCCCUCUACACCUAUGGCUUCAUGCUGCAGAACGACCCCCUGCCCCACAUAUGCAAUUGGGUGUCUGCCAGCGGACCCUGCGAUAAGAGGUUUGCCACCUCGGAGGAGCUGCUCACCCACCUACGGACCCACACGGCGCUGCCGGGCGCGGAGAAACUCUUGGCCGGUUAUCCCACGUCGGGGUUGGGUUCGGCCGCUUCCUGCCACCUCCACCUCCCACCCGCCGCCCCCGGCAGCCCCAGCACGUUACCGGCCUCCCUGUCCUUGAGGAGCCCACACACUUUGGGACUCAACAGGUAUCACCCGUACGGCAAGAGCCAUUUGCCUGCAGCCGGAGCUCUCCCCGUGCCGUCGUUGCCGGCUGCCGGACCUUACUACUCCCCCUACGCUCUCUAUGGCCAAAGACUGACUUCAGCUUCUGCACUGGGAUAUCAGUAACCACGGCGGCCCCUUCCCCUCGCCGAGCCUCCCCCCUCUCCGAGUCCCCCCGCCCUGGCUCCCUCCUUGGAACUGUGUAUUUAUUUACUGUAUGUUAGCUUAAAGCUGGGAAUAUAAGUGCAUUAAUACACCAAUGAAUCGAUGGUAUGCAAAAAGUCUGUGUCCAAAAAAAAAAAA
Messenger RNA from Meleagris gallopavo (turkey), 1116 nucleotides. The record is from RefSeq and is a predicted model, not a curated record. Lineage: Eukaryota; Metazoa; Chordata; Aves; Galliformes; Phasianidae.